Molecule: messenger RNA, 2003 nt
Organism: Lipotes vexillifer (Yangtze River dolphin)
Lineage: Eukaryota; Metazoa; Chordata; Mammalia; Artiodactyla; Lipotidae
Gene: HARS1
Product: histidyl-tRNA synthetase 1
Exons: 12
Coding region: 415-1824 (469 amino acids)
Biological process (GO): histidyl-tRNA aminoacylation; mitochondrial translation
Cellular component (GO): mitochondrion; cytosol; cytoplasm
Molecular function (GO): histidine-tRNA ligase activity; identical protein binding; RNA binding
Source: RefSeq, a predicted model, not a curated record
AGCACCGGGCGGUCGCCGGAGCUGGCCAAACAGCACAGCCCAGGCCCUCCCAUGUAGGAGUCCGAGCUGGGGCAUCGUGCAGCAGGAGGCAGGAUUUCCGGAACACGAGGCAAAGGACCUAGGAAAGAGGCAGAUAGGACCCCAGGAAGGGUACAGGGCGCUGUAGAGGCGAAGUCCGAGCACCACAGAAGAGGUGAGCGUUUCUACAUCUCCCAAAUUCCGGAGGGUGGCUCCAGUCCUCUCUGGCUCCCGCCCAGCUCCCGCACUUCCGGUAAGAGCCGGAAGUGAUUGUUGUACUGAGUGGUGGCUUUCUAGGCGUGCGGGCCCUCGACUCGAUAGCCGGAAGUCAUCCGAGCUGAAGCUGUGGCCCCCACAACCUGUCUAGACAGUAGUCAGCUCCAGUUGGCAGCCAGUAUGGCCGAUCGUGCGACGCUGGAGGAUCUGGUGCGACUUCAGGGAGAGCGCGUGCGGGCCCUUAAGCAGCAGAAGGCCAGCGCCGAGCAGAUCGAGGAGGAGGUGGCAAAACUACUGAAACUGAAGGCACAACUGGGCCCUGAUGAAGGGAAACAGAAGUUUGUGCUCAAAACCCCCAAGGAAACACUGACUGGAAAGUAUGGGGAAGACUCUAAGCUUAUCUAUGACCUGAAGGACCAAGGUGGGGAGCUGCUGUCUCUUCGCUAUGACCUCACUGUUCCUUUUGCUCGAUAUUUGGCAAUGAAUAAACUGACCAACAUUAAACGCUACCACAUAGCAAAAGUGUAUCGGCGGGAUAACCCAGCCAUGACCCGAGGCCGAUAUCGGGAAUUCUACCAGUGUGAUUUUGACAUUGCUGGGCAAUUUGACCCCAUGAUUCCUGAUGCAGAGUGCCUGAAGAUAAUGUGUGAGAUCCUGAGUUCACUCCAGAUAGGCGACUUCCUGGUCAAGGUGAAUGAUCGGCGCAUCCUAGAUGGGACGUUUGCCAUCUGUGGUGUUCCUGACAGCAAGUUCCGCACCAUCUGCUCCUCAGUGGACAAGCUGGACAAGGUGUCUUGGGAGGAAGUAAAGAGUGAGAUGGUGGGAGAGAAGGGCCUGGCACCUGAGGUGGCUGACCGCAUUGGGGACUACGUCCAACAGCAUGGUGGGGUAUCCCUGGUGGAACAGCUGCUCCAGGAUCCUAAAUUGUCCCAAAACAAGCAGGCCUUGGAGGGCCUGGGAGACCUGAAGCUGCUCUUUGAGUAUCUGACCUUGUUUGGCAUUGCUGACAAGAUCUCCUUCGACCUGAGCCUGGCUCGAGGGCUGGACUACUAUACCGGGGUGAUCUUUGAGGCGGUGCUGCUACAGCCCCCAGCCCAGGCAGGGGAAGAGCCCCUGGGUGUGGGCAGUGUGGCGGCUGGAGGGCGCUAUGAUGGGCUGGUGGGCAUGUUUGAUCCCAAAGGGCGCAAGGUGCCAUGCGUGGGGCUCAGCAUUGGGGUGGAGCGGAUCUUCUCCAUUGUGGAGCAGAGGCUGGAGGUCUUGGAGGAGAAGGUACGGACCACAGAAACACAGGUGCUUGUGGCAUCUGCACAGAAGAAGCUGCUGGAGGAGAGACUGAAGCUCAUCUCAGAGUUAUGGGAUGCUGGGAUCAAGGCAGAGCUGCUCUACAAGAAGAACCCCAAGUUACUGAACCAGCUGCAGUACUGUGAGGAGGCAGGCAUCCCACUGGUGGCCAUCAUUGGUGAGCAAGAGCUCAAGGACGGGGUCAUCAAGCUCCGCUCGGUGGCCAGCAGGGAAGAGGUGGACGUCCGGAGAGAAGACCUUGUGGAGGAAAUCAGAAGGAAAACAAGCCAGCCCCUUUGCAUCUGCUGAGUUGAACUAUCAGAGGAAAGCGGGACUGGCACAAUUUAAGGCUAAGACAAAACUGCAUACGUACUUCAACAGCUUUGCACGUUUCCUUCCCAACAGGAAGACCUGAAGAGUGGUCAGAACAGAGACUUUUUUAUUUUUAUUAUGAUUAUUUUAUUGGUAAUCACAGGCAAAAAUGGCCA